CAGAAGCUGAAGGAGAUGUUUAUAUCAAAAUUUGGAUCGGCUCCCAGGUUUUAUGUUCGUGCACCAGGGCGAGUCAACUUAAUAGGAGAACAUAUAGACUACUGUGGUUAUGCUGUGCUCCCUAUGGCUAUAGAACAAGAUAUACUGAUUGCAGUGGAACCUGUAAAAACUCAAGUUGUGCAAUUGGCAAAUACCAAUUCUUUGUACUUGGAUUUCAGUACUAAUGUUAAUAACAUUCAGAUUAACAAAACCAAACCUCAGUGGCAUAACUACUUCCUGUGUGGACUGAAGGGUAUUCAGGAACAUUUUGGUCUUAAUAACCCAACUGGAAUGAAUUGUCUGCUAGAUGGAACCAUCCCUCCGAGUUCUGGUCUCUCUAGCUCCAGUGCUUUGGUGUGCUGUGCAGGACUCGUGACACUAAGAGCUAAUGGAAAAACCCUCUCUAAGGUGGAACUUGCAGAAAUUUGCACAAAGAGCGAACGUUAUAUUGGCACAGAAGGUGGAGGAAUGGACCAGUCGAUCUCUUUUCUGGCAGAAGAAGGAACUGCCAAGUUGAUAGAGUUCAGUCCUCUGAGGGCAACUGAUGUUAGACUUCCAAGUGGAGCAGCGUUUGUUAUUGCUAACAGUUGUGUUGAAAUGAAUAAAGCAGCAACUUCUCAUUACAAUAUUAGGGUAAUGGAGUGUCGUCUGGCUACAAAGCUUCUCUCAAAGUCAAAAGGCUUGGACUGGAAAAAAAUGUUGAGACUCCAUGAUGUGCAAACCAAGCUAGGAGUUAGCCUAGAGGAAAUGCUGACCAUUGUCGAGGAGGUAUUACAUCCUGAGCCUUACAGCACAGAGGAAAUUUGUAAAUGCCUGGAAAUUAGCCUGGAGGAGCUCCGCUCUCAGAUCCUGAGUCAAAACACGCAAGAUGUUUCCACCUUUAAGUUAUACCAGCGUGCAAAGCAUGUGUAUAGUGAAGCUGCCAGAGUGCUGGAAUUUAAGAAGAUAUGCAACGAAGCACCUGCCAAUGCAAUCCAGCUGCUGGGAGACUUAAUGAACCAGAGUUAUAUCAGCUGCAGGGAAAUGUAUGAAUGCAGCUGUCCUGAACUGGAUCGGCUGGUAGACAUCUGCCUGCGAUUUGGGGCCAUCGGGUCACGUCUGACUGGAGCUGGAUGGGGUGGCUGCACUGUGUCAAUGGUGCCUACUGACAAGCUGAAUACUUUCCUAAAAAAUGUACAAAAAGCUUAUUACCAAACCGAUGUCCAAAGGUUAGCAUCGGAGAAUAAUAGUCUGUUUGCUACCAAACCUGGAAGAGGAGCUUUGGUUUUUGUUGAGGCCUAAAGAAUGUAAGAAUUUUAAAGAAACUAUGUAGGGCAUUUAGAACUGGCAGUACUUCCCAUGCCACAGUAAAUGAAUGCCUUUUCUGUUUUUUAUUGUAAUGAGCAGUUGCUAUUAUCAAAAUAUAUUUCUGAAGAAACAAUUAAAAGAAAACUCUUUGAUUAUAAAGUCUGGUUUUUUUCCACCCUAAAAAUAUCUUUCAGUGUAAACUUUGAUUUACAAAACCUGUUGACAGGGAAACUGAAAUUGAAGUAAAAAUGAUACUUCGUUA
Cariama cristata (Red-legged seriema) is the source of this 1588-nucleotide messenger RNA. It is a transcript of the gene GALK2, whose product is annotated as galactokinase 2. Bases 16 to 1320 code for a protein of 434 amino acids. The transcript is spliced from 9 exons. Gene Ontology annotation, molecular function: ATP binding; galactokinase activity. Gene Ontology annotation, biological process: carbohydrate phosphorylation; galactose metabolic process. The record is from RefSeq and is a predicted model, not a curated record. NCBI's taxonomy places the organism in Eukaryota, Metazoa, Chordata, Aves, Cariamiformes, Cariamidae. Gene Ontology annotation, cellular component: cytoplasm; cytosol.